Messenger RNA from Suillus discolor, 159 nucleotides. RefSeq lists its product as uncharacterized. The record is from RefSeq and is a predicted model, not a curated record. The annotation marks the transcript as partial. The transcript has a single exon. NCBI's taxonomy places the organism in Eukaryota, Fungi, Basidiomycota, Agaricomycetes, Boletales, Suillaceae.
CAGAUCCUGAGUGUAACAUGUGACAAUGCGUUGAACAAUAACGUCAUGGUUGACGAACUUGAACAAUUGGUUCCUGAGUUUGCAGGGGAGGCAAGUCAUACAUGGUGCUUUCUGCACACCGUGAACCUUGUUGCAAAGUCAUUGAUAUGGGAGUUUGAU